Messenger RNA from Colletotrichum siamense, 6531 nucleotides. It is a transcript of the gene CYAA, whose product is annotated as Adenylate cyclase. Bases 1 to 6531 code for a protein of 2176 amino acids. Gene Ontology annotation, molecular function: protein binding; magnesium ion binding; adenylate cyclase activity. Gene Ontology annotation, biological process: cAMP biosynthetic process; intracellular signal transduction. The record is from RefSeq and is a predicted model, not a curated record. The transcript is spliced from 4 exons. NCBI's taxonomy places the organism in Eukaryota, Fungi, Ascomycota, Sordariomycetes, Glomerellales, Glomerellaceae.
AUGACGAGGAAUGAGGCCGGCUCCCGCUUCAGCUCGCUUACGAGCACCAGCACCGACAGCACCCGAUCGUCGGCCACUGUCAAACCCCAACGGCCGUCUUCAUCGUCGGCGGCAUCGACAUCGACAUCGCGCAAGGCGCCUAUGCGACUGAAGACGGACGACAAUGGAUCCAUCGCACAGAAAUCCUUCAUCAGUGACUUGAGCCCAGCCCAAUCCUCUCCAACCCACGCAUCUGCGCCGCGCGGAGCAUUGUCGCCAGCUUCAACAACAUCCAAUGUCUCCUCAUUCCGAGAUCACCACCGCUUGAGCGACUUCGCCAACUACCGCCGAGACCUGGCCGUGCUAGAGACCUCCGGUGGCCGUCUUCCCUCCAUCCAGCAGCAGCCUCCAACGGCCAAUCCCUCGUCAACCUCACAAGUCGCUCCCUGGAUGUCGCCCUCCAACGGCGGUGCCACCGCAUCCACCCCCCAAAGCCAGCUCAACACCACCUUCUACAAUGAUUCCAGCGACAACCUAUCCAUUGCCUCUCAGUUGUCGCCAGGCUUUCGUCCCCCCACGAACCGAAUAGCACCUCAGUCGUCCGGAAGUCAGGAUUCGCCUGACGCUGCCUACUUCGGAGACGAACGCCGGCCCUCGUUAGCUAGCAUCACGACACUGAGCAGUCAAGGCUCCAAGACGAGUAUUCGAAGAGGUGGAUUACAAAAAUUACAGGGCUUCUUUGGGGAGGAGUUUCCAGGUCGAGACGGGUCGGAAAGCAGCUUGCAUUCAAGUUCGGGAAAGGACCGCUCGCGUUCCUAUAGCCACAGCCGCCCUACCAGAGAUCGCAACUACUCCAACGCGACCGACCACCAACGAGACCGAGAAGGUUCGCCUUCCUCUUCAAGGCCGAGGACCCCUGUGCCCGCUCCAGAGGUUGUACCUUUCCUCUACCAAGAAGCCGAUGAUAUUGCCAGGUACGGCGAGGCCCCAGUCAGAGACAUUUUGAGCGGCCCCGACCGCGAACGUUACAUGAACAACGAAAAUCCCAACAACCCGCAAAAUCCACCAAAGACCUCCUCAUCAAGUCGCUCCGGCCAUUCAAUCGUGCAUCUGCCUGGCCACCAUCACCGCCAUAACAGAAGCAUUGAUGAUGGCAGGGCGCUCCGGCCAACUGUAAGCAGGGAAGAUUCUCAAGCGAGCUUGCAGGUGCAGAAUCCCCGCGAAAGAGGCGGUUCCGCGGCUACCGUCAUGUACCCUUCCAAUCGAACCCGCGCCCAAAGCCCGACACCGAGCGGCGGCUACUUCAGUUCGAAGCACAAUCCUUCCGUCGACGGCUCGACAUCGCCCGGUGGCCAGCAAACCCAUCAUUCGAAGAGAAACAUUUUAAAUCGAUUGCGGGGGAGGAACAAGGAUAAGGAAGAUGCCACGUCUAGGCUGCGUGAACUGCCCGGGUCGACCAGGUCCUUGGCCGCGAAGCCAUCACGAACUGACUUCGCCCGACCAGAGGCACCUUCAACCUUUCCGCUCGCCUACGCAGGUACUGAGCCUGGCCCCGAUCAGGACCCAAGGAUGGCCGCGGCUGCGUACAACAACCAGCGCAACCAACAGACGUUCAACAACAGAUUCCCAUUUUCGAAGAGCAAAGGACGCCAACAACGAUCAAAUGACGUGGAAGAGCAGAUUGGCCCGACGGAUAGGCAAGCAGGCCAGGGCACCGGCUUCUUCCUCGAUACGAACCUGAGCGACAUGGAAGGCAUCCUAACCAAGCCUCCAAUGCUGACGCCCAUGGAUACCACCUUUGUCACGAAUAUCCCCGACAAAGUCGACGUGGCUCCUCCGGUGCCCCAGAAGAAUGACGCCUUCCCAGGAGGGCCCAAUGGCUCCUGGAAUGCACCGGACAGUUGGGCUGUCCGUCGUAACACAGAGGACACGACUUACCAACCCCCGGAUCUCGACGACAUCGGCAGUCCGCCUCGCCCCGAAGAAAAGAUGACACCCUACUGCAUCCGAAUUUUCAGAUCCGACGGCACCUUCGCGACCCUCUCCAUGGCUUUGGAUGCCAGUGUCACCGAUGUCGUUUCUAUGCUUAUUAAGAAAACGUAUGCUACGGACGGCCUGGAGAAUUACCACAUCAUCCUGAAGAAGCACGACCAAAUUCGUGUCCUCGCUGCACCUGAGCGCCCACUUUUGAUGCAGAAGAGGCUGUUGCAGCAGAUCGGUUAUGAAGAACGAGACAGGAUUGAGGAUGUGGGCCGUGAAGACAACAGCUACCUUUGCCGCUUCAUGUUCUUGUCGUCGAGAGAGAGCGACUUCCACUCGGUUACCAACGACCUCGGCCUCGGACGCAUACAAAAGUUUAAUCACGUUGACUUAUCCGGACGCAACCUCAUCACAAUCCCUAUCUCGCUCUACUCUAAGGCUUCAGAGAUCAUAUCACUGAACCUAUCUCGCAAUCUGUCAUUAGACCUUCCUAGAGACUUUAUCCAGUCAUGUCAAAAUUUGAGAGACAUCAAGUUCAACAACAAUGAAGCCCGCAGGCUACCCCCGAGUCUUGGAAAGGCUGCCAGACUGACAUAUCUGGAUGUCUCGAACAACCGGCUCGAGCAGUUGGAUCAUGCGGAGCUGCAUGGGCUACAUGGCAUUCUUAAGUUGAACUUGGCCAACAAUCGUCUCAAGGCUCUUCCCCAGUACUUUGGCGCCUACAGGUCACUGCGAAACCUCAACAUAUCUUCCAACUUUCUGGAAAAGUUUCCCCUCUUUCUUUGUGAGGUGGAAAGCAUGGUGGAGCUGGACCUCAGCUUCAACACAAUUAGCAGCCUGCCCAAUGAGAUUGGCAAGCUCCGAAACCUGGAAAAGUUUGUCAUUACCAACAACAGACUAUCGAAUUCUUUACCCGAUUCCUUCCGUCAACUACCCAGCCUUCGAGAACUGGACAUCAAGUACAAUGCUAUUACCAGUAUCGACGUUAUCGCCGCACUGCCCAAGCUUGAGAUUCUUUCCGCGGAUCACAACAAUAUUUCUCAGUUCAUCGGCUCGUUCGAGAGGAUCAGAAGCCUCAAACUCAACUCGAACCCCAUUACUAAGUUUGAGAUUAUCGAACCGGUCUUGACUUUGAAGAUGCUCAACCUUUCCCAUUGUCAGCUGGCAAGCAUCGACGAAACCUUCAACAUGAUGUUGAAUCUGGAACGUCUCGUCUUGGACAAGAACUAUUUUGUGUCCUUGCCUGCACACAUUGGAAACCUCAGCCGACUGGAGCAUUUCAGCAUCGCCAACAACAACGUGGCUGAACUGCCAACCUCGAUCGGAUGUCUCACUGAACUCCGGAUACUGGACGUAAGAAGAAACAACAUUCGCAAGUUGCCAAUGGAGCUUUGGUGGGCGAAUAAGCUCGAGACGUUGAAUGCGUCUUCCAACAUCCUGGAGAACUUCCCCAAGCCUGCCUCGCGAGCACCUCGAGCCGCAGGCGAGGAAGCCCAAACCCCUGCUGCUAUGAAUAAACCCAAUCCUAUGAACAGUCUCCCUCAGCUACCUAUUGAGGAGAUUCCAGAUUCUAGGAGGCCGAGCGGGAACUCCUCAUCAACCUUGCUUAGCGUCGGACCUUCUCCAGUGCCCGGCGGUGCAGACAGGAAAAGUUCGGUCGUGUCAGUCUACGGCAAAGGCGGCAGAAAAACAUCGGUGGUAUCUAGAUCGACGUCUCAAGGCACGGUUCAGACGAUGACGCCGCCAUCUGUGAGGAAAGACUCGACUUUGACAUCAAGGCUCUACACAACUUUCGCCGGUUCUUUGCGAAACCUUUACCUGGCAGAGAACAAGCUUGAUGACGAGGUUUUCGACCAGAUCACCAUGCUCAACGAAUUGCGCGUGCUCAACUUGUCGUGGAAUUAUAUUAACGAUAUGCCACAACGAUCAAUCAAGAGCUGGCCGCAAAUGGUGGAGCUCUAUCUGUCUGGUAACGAGUUGACAACCUUACCGGCCGACGACCUCGAGGAUGCCAGUCUUCUGCAGGUAUUGCACAUCAACGGAAACAAGUUCACCAACCUGCCAGCCGACAUUUCCAGAGCUAAGAAGCUGGCGGUGUUGGAUUGUGGCAGCAAUUCCUUGAAGUACAACAUUUCCAACGUUCCCUACGAUUGGAACUGGAACCUGAACCCCAAUCUGAGGUACCUCAACUUGUCAGGGAACAAGCGCCUGGAGAUCAAGGCGGCCAAUCCUCCCUCCACCGCCUCCAACCGCGACGAUUCACUCGCUGACUUCAGCCGCUUGCUCAAUUUGAGAGUUCUGGGUCUCAUGGAUGUCACGCUCACACAACCCACGAUUCCCGAUCAAAGCGAAGACCGCCGUGUGCGAACGUCCGGAUCUCUUGCUGGACACUUGCCGUACGGUAUGGCCGACACCCUGGGCAAGAAUGAGCAUCUCUCGACGAUUGAUCUCGUCGUGCCUCGCUUCAAUUCAUCAGAGACUGAGACGCUACUGGGUCUCUUUGACGGCCAAGCCCUCUCCAGCGGCGGUUCCAAGAUUGCCAAGUACCUUCACGAGAACUUUGGUCACAUCUUCAGCAUGGAGUUGAAGGGCCUCAAGACACGUCUUAACGAGACCCCUGUUGAUGCUCUCAGACGUGCUUUCCUGUCACUGAACAAAGACCUUGUCACCGUUGCGAUACAGCACAACGAGGAGCGCUCUCAGAAGGUGCAUAGGGGCUCUGCGCAGCCGGUUGUGCUCAGUAAGGAGGAUCUCAACUCUGGCGGCGUUGCGACCGUGGUGUACCUUCAGAACACAGAGCUCUUCGUAGCGAACGUCGGCGACGCCCAGGCCAUGCUUAUCCAGACGGACGGCUCCCAUAAGAUUCUCACCAAAAAACACGAUCCCGCGGAACCUACCGAGCGUCAACGUAUCCGCGAGGCUGGCGGUUGGGUCUCUCGUAAUGGCAGACUAAACGACUUGCUGGAAGUCUCUCGAGCUUUUGGCUACGUUGAGCUCAUGCCAUCCGUUCAGGCCGCCCCCUACGUCAGCAGCAUUACCAUUCGAGAGCAAGACGACAUCAUCUUGAUUGCCACCAGAGAGUUUUGGGAGUACUUGGACCCCGCGUUGGUCGUCGACUUUGCUAGGCAAGAACGCGGCGAUCUUAUGCGGGCAUCGCAGAAGCUUCGUGAUCUCGCAAUCGCCUAUGGCGCCACCAACAAGAUCAUGGUCAUGAUGAUGAGCGUGUCUGACUUGAAGAGGAGAGUCGAACGAUCCAGACUUCAUCGCGGGCAGAGCAUGUCUCUGUAUCCCUCAGGUGUUCCCAACGAUCUACAGCAGCUUCCGCGUCGUGGCAAGAGGAACAAGGGUGACGUGCUGGACUCAACAUUGCAGCGACUCGAGGCCGAGAUUCCAGCGCCUACUGGCAACGUGUCUAUCGCAUUUACCGAUAUCAAGAACUCUACCACAUUGUGGGAGAUGUACCCAGCUGCGAUGAGAUCCGCCAUCAAGCUGCACAACGAGGUAAUGCGCAGGCAAUUGCGAAGAAUCGGCGGUUACGAGGUCAAGACUGAAGGAGAUGCCUUCAUGGUGUCAUUCCCGACGGCCACUUCGGCACUAUUGUGGUGUUUUGCGGUCCAGAUGUCGCUAUUGGAUGUCAACUGGCCUUCCGAGGUCCUCAACUCCGUCUCUUGUCAAGCACUCUAUGACAAAGACAACGCCUUGAUCUUCAAGGGUCUUUCCGUUCGCAUGGGUAUUCACUACGGUGAGGCCGUCAGCGAGAUGGACCCCGUCACCAGGCGUAUGGACUACUUCGGACCCAUGGUGAACAAAGCGUCCCGUAUCUCGUCGGUUGCUGAUGGAGGCCAAAUCACUGUUUCGUCCGACUUCAUUUCAGAGAUCCAACGUUGCCUAGAGAGCUACCAAGACACGGACAGGAAUGCCUCGACAGGUUCUGAAGACACGUUUGAUGAUGACCAGGGCUUUGCUACUACGAUACGCAAGGACUUACGGUCUCUCAGCUCCCAGGGUUUCGAGGUGAAGGAGAUGGGAGAGAAGAAGUUGAAGGGUCUUGAAAACCCGGAAGUGGUGUACUCGCUCUACCCACACGCUCUUGCGGGACGCAUCGAUCACCACCAGCAACAAGAGACUCGCGUCGAGGUUGAUAAGCCCGCUAUCUUGCAGGCUGGUAGCGAGUUGGCGUUCGACACUGAGUCUAUUUGGGCCCUGUGGCGCGUCAGCUUGAGACUGGAGAUGCUGUGCAGCUCGCUGGAGAACGUGUCUGGCCGUGGCUUGCAACCCCCCGAGACGGAGCUUUUGGAGAGAAUGAAGCACCGGGGAGGUGAGGUGACGGAGCGAUUCCUGCUCAACUUCAUGGAGCACCAAGUGAGCAGGAUAGAGACUUGCGUCACUUCACUGUCACUUCGUCACAUUGCUAUUGGCUGUGCCCCUCUGGAACAGCUAGAGGACAUGCGGGCGCCUAUUAGCGAUAUUCUCGAUCAGGUCGCCAAGCAGAUGGCCGAGCUAGCGAGAUACAAGGCCCUCUACGGCGAAUUGAGCGACUCAGACCACGGUAGCGACACGGAGCAAGAGUAA